AUGACUACGGUAACUUCUCACGAAAUAAAUUUAUAUGGUCUGAGUGGCUCUAUAUUUUGGACAACUUUGAUAGGAUUUAUAUUUUUUGUGCUUGGGUUUGCAACGGCAACACAAGCAAUGAUAACAAUUGGUUUAAUAUUGUUCGUUGGAGCAACUCUGGCCAUAUUUAUUUACAUGUUUCUGCACGAGUUAUCUUUCAGCAAAAGUUUGCUCAUAAAAGUCUUUUGUGGAUUGUCCUUCGCAACAGUUUUGUUUACGUUGAUUGGCGUGGCAAUCUAUGGCGGCACUGAGAAGUACAAUUUAAACUGGUCUUACGCUUUUACCAUCAUUGGAGGAAUAUUUUCUUUGAUAUCCGCAAGUUUGAGUCUAUUUCAUAUGAAAAAGUCAAGUAUAUUUUGA
Messenger RNA from Helobdella robusta, 399 nucleotides. RefSeq lists its product as hypothetical. The transcript has 3 exons. NCBI's taxonomy places the organism in Eukaryota, Metazoa, Annelida, Clitellata, Rhynchobdellida, Glossiphoniidae. Bases 1 to 399 code for a protein of 132 amino acids. The record is from RefSeq and is a predicted model, not a curated record.